AUGGCGGACGCUGCAGCGGACCCCACUGCCAAGCUGACCGAGUCGACGGCCAAGCUUCAGCUCGAUGAGGAGACGGGCGAGAUGGUCAGCAAGGGCGAGCUGAAGAAGAGAAUGGCGAAGCGAGCAAAGAAGGCCGCCUCGGAGAAGGCUAAAGCCGCCAAGGAUGCUGUCGCAAAGGCCGUCGGUGCCGGUGACAGCAAGCCUGCGCCCAAGCCCAAGGCGAAGCCUGAGGAGGUUGUUAUGGAUCCCGAGGCCAUGUUCAAGCAGGGCUUCCUCCAGGAGGUCUACAAGGAGAGGCCGUCGGAGAAUGUCGUGACGCGAUUCCCUCCUGAGCCCAACGGCUACUUGCACAUUGGCCAUGCCAAGGCCAUUGCCGUCAACUUUGGUUUCGCAAAGUACCACGGUGGUGUUUGCUACCUGAGGUACGACGACACGAACCCCGAGAAGGAGGAGGAGAGGUACUUCACUGCCAUCGAGGAGAUGGUGAGGUGGCUGGGCUUUACCCCCUACAAGAUCACCUACUCCAGCGACAACUUCCAGAAGCUGUACGACCUGGCCGAGAAGAUGAUUACGCUGGAGAAGGCCUACGUCUGCUACUGUGGAGACACCGAGAUCAAGCUUCAGCGCGGCGGCGAGAAGGGCGCCUCCCCUCGAUUCCGAUGCGAGCACGCCAACCACACCGUCGAGGAGAACCUCCAGAAAUUCAGAGACAUGAAGGACGGGAAAUACAAGCCCAGGGAGGCUUUUUUGCGCAUGAAGCAGGACAUCACCGACGGUAACCCCCAGAUGUGGGACUUGGCGGCAUACCGCAUCAAGACGGACACGCCGCACCACCGCACCGGCUGGGACUGGAAGAUCUACCCGACGUACGACUUCACGCACUGCCUGUGCGAUAGCUUCGAGGGCAUCACGCAUUCCCUGUGCACGACCGAGUUCGUCCAGAGCCGCGUCUCGUACGAGUGGCUGAACAAGACGCUUGGCGUCUACGAGCCCAUGCAGCGCGAGUACGGCCGCCUGGGCAUCACCGGCACCGUGCUUUCCAAGAGGAAGAUUCUCAAGCUAGUCGAGGAGAAGAUCGUCCGUGGCUGGGACGACCCCCGUCUGUACACGCUCAUCGGCAUCAAGCGCCGCGGCGUGCCUCCUCGGGCCAUCCUCGACUUCGUCAACGAGCUCGGUGUCACCACCUCCGUCUCCGUCAUCCAGAUCAAGCGCUUCGAGCAGACGGUGCGUAAGUACCUCGAGCGCACCGUGCCCAGACUGAUGAUGGUGCUGGACCCCAUCCGCGUCGUCAUCGAGGAUGCCGAGCCCGCCGACGUCGAGCUGGCCUUCUCGCCCAAGGACCCCAACAUGGGAUCGCACACCAUCAAGUUCACGCCCACCGUGUACAUCGACCGAGCCGACUUCAGAGAGGUCGACAGCAAGGACUACUUCCGUCUCGCCCCCAACAAGACGGUCGGUCUUCUCAACGCCCCCUUCCCGAUCAAGGCCACUUCGUACACCAAGGACGAGACCACGGGCAAGGUGACGGAGAUCCGCGCCGUCUUCGACAAGGAGACGAAGAAGCCCAAGGCCUACAUCAACUGGGUCGGCACCGAGGGCUCCAAGAAGGUUGAGGCGCGCAUCCACAACUCAUUGUUCAAGAGCGAGAAGCCCGACGACGCUGAGGGUGGUUUCCUGAACGACAUCAACCCCGAGAGCGAGGUCAUCUACCCCGACGCGCUCAUCGAGAGCGGCUUCGACGAGGUCAAGCGUCGCGCGCCGUGGCCCGAGGCCGCCGGCGAGAGCGAGCUGGGCAUGGGCGGGCCGGAGAGCGUGCGCUUCCAGGCUACUCGUGUCGCCUACUUUGCCGUUGAUUCCGACAGCACCGACGACAAGAUCAUCCUCAACCGUAUCGUUUCGCUGAAGGAGGAUGCUGGAAAGGUCUGA
Molecule: messenger RNA, 1926 nt
Organism: Colletotrichum higginsianum IMI 349063
Lineage: Eukaryota; Fungi; Ascomycota; Sordariomycetes; Glomerellales; Glomerellaceae
Product: glutaminyl-tRNA synthetase
Exons: 4
Coding region: 1-1926 (641 amino acids)
Biological process (GO): glutaminyl-tRNA aminoacylation; translation
Cellular component (GO): cytoplasm; cytosol
Molecular function (GO): glutamine-tRNA ligase activity; ATP binding
Source: RefSeq, a predicted model, not a curated record